Messenger RNA from Aspergillus puulaauensis, 546 nucleotides. It is a transcript of the gene TMA20, whose product is annotated as translation machinery-associated protein 20. The transcript has 3 exons. Gene Ontology annotation, molecular function: RNA binding. The record is from RefSeq and is a predicted model, not a curated record. NCBI's taxonomy places the organism in Eukaryota, Fungi, Ascomycota, Eurotiomycetes, Eurotiales, Aspergillaceae. Gene Ontology annotation, biological process: formation of translation preinitiation complex. The coding region runs from base 1 to 546 and encodes 181 amino acids.
AUGUUCAAGAAAGACAUCCCACCAAGCAACCGCUCAAAAGUCAAGUCCUCUGUGCAGCGCGGUCUCCGCCAAAAGCUCAUUGAGUCUCACCCACUAUGCGAACCAUAUAUUGAAGAGAUCCUGCCAAAGAAGGCGCAGCUCGAUGCCGUGAAACUACCCGACAGAGUAACCCUCUACACAAUCGACUCGAAUCCCCUCUUCUACCAACCCCUCGACGGGCCCCCAAUCCCGCACCUGAAGCUUCUGCACAAGUUCCCGAACAUUCUGCCUACGAUCCAGAUCGACCGCGGUGCGAUUCGCUUUGUGCUCUCUGGCGCGACGCUCAUGGCGCCGGGUCUGACGAGCCCUGGGGGCCGGUUACCGGAUGCGGAGAAUGCGCUGGAGAAGGGGACUGUUGUUGGCGUGAAAGCCGAAGGGAAGGAGGAGGUCUGUAUGGUUGGGACUUUGAAAGCAAGCACAGAGGAGGUAAAAAGUAAGGGGAAGGGGGUUGUUAUCGAUGAUGGGCAUUAUUUGGGGGAUGGGUUGUGGAACAUGCAGUUAGACUAG